This is a messenger RNA of Odocoileus virginianus texanus, 1163 nucleotides long. NCBI's taxonomy places the organism in Eukaryota, Metazoa, Chordata, Mammalia, Artiodactyla, Cervidae. The record is from RefSeq and is a predicted model, not a curated record.
UGAAGUAACUUUCGCUCUAAUUGGCCGGAGCAAAAGCGGAGCCAAUGGCAGACGUGGUUGUUGCGAAGUCGGUAGCUGGGAAAAGGCGUCUGGGGCUAGGCCAACUCGAGGCGUCGGCACUUUGGGGAGUGGUCCUCAGCUCCGAUCUUCUGUACAGUCCAGUAAGGGUCUGACCAUCAGCCACAGCAAGGAUGCUCCUGGGGUUUCGGAGUGGACGCAAGAAGCAGUAUGUGUUAGGCAGCGUGCUAAGUACCAGAGUUCCAGGGUUGAUAAGAACAAGUAGGUUGCCUGCUCUCAGGAAGCUUCUGUUCUGCAGGAGGAGGCGGAAAUACAUCAUCCAUGGCCUUCUCCCUGCAGCCAGCAUUGCACCGAAGCCCGCUGUGCCCCGCACACCCCCUCCGCGCAGCCCCAACCCCUCUCCAGAGAGACCAAGAUCUGCUCUGGCCGCAGCCAUUCUAGCGACGACACUGACUGGCCGGACUGUUGCCAUUCCUCAGCCUCGCCGGAGAUCCCACUCUGAGAGCGACAUGACCUACAUGGAAAAGGACAGUUUGAUCGAGCCCUACGCCACUACCUCAGAGCUGAGGCAUCAACCGCACUGGCAGAAUGAAGCGGGAAGAAGAUCUUCUCUGCCAUCCUUUGAAAUGGUGGGCUAUGAGGAGGACGAGGACACUGACUCCUGCCAGUCAUCCAGCCGCAGGCAGUCCGGAGACGCCAGCGCUCAAAAGGAAGGGGGAAGUCUCAGCGACGCCAUGUAUGCCGCGCCACACAGAAACCAGGGUAGUUUGGGCAAACAUCUUCGUGCGAAGUGUGCACCCACCCAGAAAUGGCCUAGCAAAUGGAAAGCAAGUCUUGUUUUCAGCAGUUUUCUUGUUGGUGCCACAAAAAGUUCCAUCAUCACAUGGUGUGGACACUGAAGAUGAGCAAAGUAUUUCUGAACAAGAUGGGUUUCCAAGCUCACCUAUUCCACCAGAGAAUACACAAGAAAAAGUGCCUGAUGCAUCAUACUAUCAGUCAGAACUAAUCAGGAGACAGAAAGUACCUGUACAAGAUGGAAAACAUUCUGUUCUGAAAUUAAAGACACAGAACUCAUGGACAGAAAGGCGGGAAGAGAGCAGGAGUUGCCCUGCCGCUCAGAGAACUUGCCAAGAGGGGAAGACUGU